AUGAAUUACAAUUAUGACCCCCAAAAAAUUCGCGUUUUACCAAAUGAUGGUUUAAAAUUACUUGUAAGUGAUGGUUCAUCAUCAAACUAUGAAAUAAAUGAAGUCCCAAUAAUUGAUGAAAGUGGAGCUAAAGCCCAUUUUAGACUUGUAACACAUGAUGAUAGCAAGGCAAUAUUAUGGAAAACAAAAGUUGGUAAAGGGUUAGAAAAAUGGUUGAAAAGUUUUGAUGAAUUUAAAGAUAUGAUGAUAGAAUCUACAUUGUUAGAAAUUCCUGAAGGUUACUCAUUAUAUGAACAUAUAAAAGAAUAUAAAAAUAAAGAUACCAGAAGAGAUACUUAUCUUUAUGGUGGUAAACAUCGAUUCAGAUCACCUAAUGAGUUUAUACCACAUGCAAUAUAUAUUGCAUCAGAUAGAAAUUGA
Messenger RNA from Entrophospora sp. SA101, 420 nucleotides. The record is from the annotation of a GenBank genome assembly. Lineage: Eukaryota; Fungi; Glomeromycota; Glomeromycetes; Entrophosporales; Entrophosporaceae.